This is a messenger RNA of Oppiella nova, 1095 nucleotides long. Lineage: Eukaryota; Metazoa; Arthropoda; Arachnida; Sarcoptiformes; Oppiidae. The record is from the annotation of a GenBank genome assembly.
AUGAAGCCGUCGACAAUCGCCAGACUAUGUCUGCUAAUAGUGUUUGUGCCGACCGUCACAUCGCUCAUCAUAUCCAGCGUUUACGCCGGAAAGAAAAAGUUUAAGACCAUAUCGUUUGGGCACCCCUUCCUUCCGGCUAUCGUCAAAGUACAGCCAAAUAAAUUUCACCUAACGUUCCGCCAAAAUAAGUAUCUCAGAACUCCUCAGUUCAAGAUCGAGGGAACUAUACCCUUGAAAGCGCCGACAGUUGUCAAAGAGAUCCUACAGCCCGACCCCUACCCCAAAGUGACUGAAUAUAAUUUUGGAGACAUGGGUGUCAUUAAGGGAGACACGGCAGCCGUACCCGACCAACAAUUGGCUUACGAUAACACUGGUAAUUAUCCCACUUAUGCUGAACCGCCAAAGUUUAUGGGCCCACCCGUGCCAUUACCACCGCUACCACAUCCGUCGCCAAAGCGAAUGGGUAUUAACAGCGGUUUACAUAUCAUUAUAUUCGAUGAGAUCGACGCCAUCUGUAAAGCCAGAGGUUCUGUGGCCGGUAAUACAGGAGUUCACGACACGGUUGUCAAUCAGCUGUUGGCGAAGAUCGACGGCGUCGAGUCGCUGAACAACAUUCUGGUGAUCGGUAUGACUAACCGGCGCGAUAUGAUCGACGAGGCGCUGCUGCGACCCGGAAGGAUGGAGGUGCAGAUGGAGAUCAGCCUACCCAACGAACAGGGAAGGGUGCAGAUCCUGAACAUACAUACGGCUAAUAUGCGAAAGUACAACAAAAUGGAUCGCGACGUGGAUGUGCUCGAGUUGGCGUCGCUCACGAAGAACUUUUCGGGCGCCGAGAUCGAGGGUCUCGUGCGGGCGGCCCAGUCGACGGCCAUGAACCGGCUCGUGAAGGCCGAUAAGAAUGUGCAACUUGAUCCCGAGGCGUUCGAGAAGUUGCUCAUCUCGAGGACCGACUUCUUGCACGCGCUCGACAACGACGUGAAGCCCGCGUUCGGUACGAGCAGUGAGGCUAUCGAGCGCUACUACUCGACGGGGAUCAUCACAUGGGGUCAGCCCGUGCAGGACCUCAUCGACGACGGCCAGCUGUUCAUACAGCAG